This is a messenger RNA of Aphanomyces astaci, 378 nucleotides long. RefSeq lists its product as hypothetical. Lineage: Eukaryota; Oomycota; Saprolegniomycetes; Saprolegniales; Verrucalvaceae. The record is from RefSeq and is a predicted model, not a curated record. The transcript has 2 exons. Bases 1 to 378 code for a protein of 125 amino acids.
AUGAACUCCGACAAGUCCGACAUCCAACGCCUCGUAUUCAGUGGCAAGCGUGAGGACUUCCAAACCUGGAUGGACGCCUUCCGUGGUGAGCUGCAGAAGCGCUGGCUUAAGGCCCGCAUUGACGCCCAAAACGCCAAGCGUGCCGUGUGUGACGUGUCGUACGAGUCUUGGCUUACUGGUGUGCCGGAUGCGCUACCGGAUACCUUAACGCAAGAAUCCCUACAGGAGGCCACCCUCCUUAGGGAUUUACAAAACUCGAGCGCGGCGAGUGUUAUUGGCCUCCUCACUAAGUUCGUCGGCACCCUUACGUCCGACUACCGCCAUGUGGGUGACCACUUUAAGGCAAUGAGUGCCCUACGGAACCGCAUCAACGCUUAG